This is a messenger RNA of Sipha flava (yellow sugarcane aphid), 1765 nucleotides long. RefSeq names its product synaptic vesicle 2-related protein. Gene Ontology annotation, cellular component: membrane. The transcript is spliced from 12 exons. The record is from RefSeq and is a predicted model, not a curated record. Lineage: Eukaryota; Metazoa; Arthropoda; Insecta; Hemiptera; Aphididae. Bases 199 to 1740 code for a protein of 513 amino acids. Gene Ontology annotation, biological process: transmembrane transport. Gene Ontology annotation, molecular function: transmembrane transporter activity.
UCUUAUCAAUUAAUAAACACCGUCAUCAAAUUAAAAUAUUAAAUUAUUCUAUUGCAAUUAUAGAAUUUUCGAACGAUCAAAUUCGCUGUUUAUUCUAGAAACAUUUUUUCGAUUACAGGCAGAUUUUAUAAAAAUUCCCAUCGGGUGGCUACAUGAUGUGACUUAAUCCAUUUCUAUUUGUUGACGAAAACUUGUAACAUGGAGUCCUCUUCAGGUUACCAAAACUUAACCGAGACCGUUGACCGUAAAAUUAGCAAUACUUUUACGGCCAAGAGACAGGCGCAAGACUUUGAAAUGAGUAAUGUCACUGUUGUCCCUGAUGAAACUUAUACUGUAGCUCAAGCAGUAGAUGCAUUUGGAUUUGGAAAAUUUCAAGUGAAACUGUCAUUAUUCACUGGACUUUGUUGGAUGGCCGAUAGCAUGGAAACAACUAUUUUAAGCAUUUUGUCACCUACUUUACAUUAUGAAUGGCAGAUUACACUCUUUCAGGAAGCACUAGUGACCACUAUUGUUUUUCUGGGUAUGAUGUUAAGUUUACCAUUUUGGGGAUCAUUCAGUGACAAGUUUGGUAGAAAACCAGCUUUAACACUAUGUUCUGUGCUAUUGUUUUAUUUUGGUAUCCUGAGUUCAAUGUCCCCAAAUUACACAUGGUUAUUAAUUUUACGAGGACUAGUUGGAUUUGCUAUUGGUUGUUCUCCACAAUCUGUUACAUUGUACGCAGAAUUUUUGCCUUGUAAACAACGAGCCAAAUGUGUAGUGUUACUUGAUUGUUUUUGGGCACUUGGAGCAUGCUUCGAAGUUCUCUUAGCCCUUAUAGUGAUGCCUACAUUAGGUUGGAAAUGGCUUUUAGUAUUAUCCACAGCACCAUUGCUUGGUUUCGCAUGUGUUUGCCCGGUAAUAAAACACUGGUUGCCUGAAUCAGCUAGGUAUUUGGUGGCCAGUGGCCAAACUGACAAAGCUAUUGACACAUUAAAAAAAGUUGCUCAUGACAAUGGGAAACCAAUGCUCUUGGGCAGAUUAGUUGUCGAUGACAUAGUUCUAGAAGAAAAAAAUGGUCGUUUCACUGAUCUUCUGUUGCCACAACUUAGAGUUACUUCAAUUUUACUCUGGUUCAUUUGGUUAGUAUGUGCAUUUUGCUAUUAUGGCAUUGUGUUAAUGUCCACUGGAUUAUUUGAAAGUGGCAACAAUAAUAGAAUCUGUUCAGCAAAUCUUGAUGGUGAUAUUUUUAAAACUGUGCAAACUUGUACAGCUGAAUCUCAUUACUUGACAACUCAUGAUUAUAUUGAUCUAUUAUGGACAACACUCGCAGAAUUUCCAGGCAUAUUUGCUACCAUUUAUGUAAUUGAUAGAUUUGGUCGAAAAAUAACAUUGGUUUUUCAAUUUACAAUGUUUGCCAUAAACUUAAUCUUCUUAUUUCAAUUUGCAAAAAAUAGUCGUGUGUUGUUGACAAUAACAUUAUUUUUUGCAAGAGGUAUAAUUGCUGGAGUGUUCCAAGCUGUGUAUGUUUACACACCAGAGAUUUAUCCAACUCCAUUAAGAACAAUUGGAGUUGGUACAUGCAGUGCUAUGGCUCGGUUAGGUGCUAUGGUUACUCCAUAUAUUGCACAGGUAUUGCUCAAAUCAUCAUUUACUACUUCAAUAAUAAUAUAUAUUACAGCAGCACUUCUUGCUGCCAUAGCAAGUUCAUUAUUGCCAAUUAAUAAUGAAAGAAAUGUAAAAGAAUAUACAGAAAAAGAUUAGGAAGAAAAUUUAAUAAUAAUGAAAU